GAGGAUAGUCUCGGUCAGGAAGGGAUAUGCGAGUUCGUGGCACACUUGUCGAACUGCUUAUUUGAUUCGUUCACUACUCAGAUAACCAAAGAAUAUUGGGAUGAUCUUCUGCUCAGGACUGUUCGUUCAUGUAUUACUGAUAACAAUCGUCACGUUCUCUUCAUAAAUGAUGCAUUCUUCACAGAGUGCAUUCGUGAUGUUGUGUUGAGUGAUAUUAAUGAGCUUCUCAAUAACGGGGGACUAUCAAUACGCUUGUUCACAUAUGAAAUCGUUGAGGAACUUAUCGAUAAAGUCGCCUUGAGUUCAUAUGUGCAAAUAUCAGACUUGAGCAGAAAAUUUCUGGCAAUUCAUUCAUUCCUACCGUCUCUCGGAAUCCUUCCAUUGUCAUCUUGCUUGAUCAACUUUGUUGAAACGUUCUGUUUCAUUUUCGAGCGUCGCAAAGACGCAAUUCGGAAACGUCAAAAGAGGUACGAACUCGGUCUAGAGAAGGUUGUGCGAGCUGAACAACAAAUAAGGGAUUUGCAGUCUGAAAUUGCACGCCUUCAGCCAGAACUUAUGAGAACGUCUACAGAAACGAGCAUACUGAUGAGUAGAAUUGAACAAGAAACAAUUGAAAUGGAGAAUGCACGUGAAAUCGUCGCAGCUGAUGAAGCUCGUGCUAAUGCAGCAGCCACAAACGCACAGACGUUAAAGUCAGAAAGUGAACAAGAGCUGGCUGAUGCAAUGCCAGCAUUAGAUAGUGCAAUCGAUGCACUUCAUACGUUGAAUCACCGUGAUAUCAGCACCUUAAAAUCGAUGCGAUAUCCACCGCGAGGUGUUCGUCUUUGCAUGGAGGCUGUAUGCAUUCUACUUGAUGAAGCACCUGUAAAAACAGUCGACUCGCUUGGUCAUGUCACAAUGGAUUACUGGGUGAAAGGUCAAAAAGUGCUAUCGGAUCUCCGUUUUCUCACUCGUAUACGCAACUUCGAAAAGGAUACCAUUCCCGCAAAGACCAUUGACAUAAUCCGAAAAAAAUAUCUAUCAAUGGAUGAAUUCGAUCCUGAAGUUUCGUCAUUGGCUGCCGAGGGUCUGUGUCUAUGGGUAAAAGCUAUUGAUGCAUAUGAUCGUAUUGCAACAAUCGUUGCGCCGAAGCGUGAAAAACUCAAAGCAGCUGAGCGUUAUGUCAAAAAACAAAUGAAACAACUAGAUCUGCGUCGAAAAGCGCUUCAGGAGGUAACAGAACAUUUGCAAUCGUUAAGUGAUAGCUUCAGUCGUAUGAGUCAGCGAAAACAAGAGUUACUUCUACAAAUCCAGUCGUGCGAACAACGAAUGACAAGAAUACAAAGACUUGUUGUAGCACUCGGAGGAGAGAAAGACAGAUGGCAAAGCCAGUUGUUUGUCGAACUGAAUGACGAACUAGAACGUGCUGAGCAAAACGCUUUGCUAGGAUCGAUUGCCAUUGAAUAUUUAUCAGCGUAUACAUCAAAAUCCAGAAAUGAUGUGCUUGAUAAGAUUCGCGAACAUCUUGGAAUUAUGGAAGCAUUCAAUCUGCAAAUGAUUUGUGAUGGGGAACGUCCAUCCGAAAACGCCAUAAUGUUGGAGAAUUCACGGCGAGUACCGCUCAUCAUCAAUUCUCGAGGUGAAGCGAAAUCAUUUCUCAGACAGUUGCAUGCUGAUCGAUUGCUUGUCGUUGACGUAUCUGAACGGCGAUUGCCGAGUCUCAUUCAAAACGCAAUCACGAGCGGUACUGCAGUUCUAGUGGAAUCGCUUCAGCACGAAACCAUUCCACCGUUUAUACUUUCAGUUCUUACAUUCCACAUUAUCUCACUGAACAAACAACAGUUUGUGAUAUUCGACGGUAAAAAAAUCGCUUACAACGAUGCAUUUCGACUCUAUCUGUGCACCGACAAACCACGUACAAGUUUCUCGGCUGCUUUCCUCUCUAAAAUUGUACCAAUCGAGUGCGCAAUGAGCGAUGAAGAGAUUCAUGCCAAAUUGUGGCAAGUUAUAUAUUCGAGUACAGCUCCGGCACUUCAGAAAAGAAGCAAAGAAUUGAGUGAAGAAAAAGUGCGCCUUGAUCAACAACUCGCAAAGUGUGAGCAAAAUCUGUUGACAAUGUUAGCGAAUGUUGGUGAAUUAGAAGACGAGAGAGCGAUCGAAUUGCUAUCGGAAUCGAAACAGCUAAAUCUCGAAAGCGAUUCUGUUACGGUAAAGUUUUUACUUCGGCCUAUAUUUUUAACGUUGGCUAAAGUGGAUUGGCAGAAGUUGAGAGAUCUUUCGAAGAGUGACUGUGAAACAUCAACAAUUGAUAUUUUCAAGGCUCAUUUAGCUGCUGAUUAUCACACACCAAUUGCGUUGAUUGUUCGACAAGAAUCAUUAUCAGUUCUUCGAAUGCUUGAACAGCUUAUGGGAUCAAGAAAAAGCGAACUGUACAUGAAAAGUGUCGACGAAACUAUGCUUCACGUUCAUUCGGUGACUGAAGAUCUCAGCAAAAUACCCAUCAGCACAAUCAUGAAAUCGGGAGAAUGGAUUCUUUUUGAGGAUGCUCAUCUGGUGUCGUCAGCACAGCUGCAAAUUCUCGAAGAAAUCCUUUCCAAGAUUAAGAAUGCGCAGAAUAUCAAUCAAGCAUUCCGUGUUUUCUUUUCAAUAUAUUCGGAUGAACAACCGCAGCCCUUUCUUGACCACUGUCAACUUAUUGCAAUCGAGAUUCCGAACAGACUGCCCGAUUUUAUCCGAUAUUGCUACGAUAAUGGGCCGGCAACUGAGAUCAGUGACCGUCUGGAUACAGACGAUAAACGAUCACAGCUUUAUCGCAUUUGUUUGCUGCAUUUUGCAAUUCGUCAGCGAUGUCGAUACGGUAUUUACGGAUGGUCGAAGCCUUUCGAAGUUGGCGAUGUCGAGCUACAGCUUUCACUGCAUCUUUUUCGAGACUUAGCGGCGUCGCAAGCAAGUGUUGCGAUGGGAAGCCUACGAAUAAAUGUCCUGGAUUUGGUGUAUUUGAGUAGAAUUGAUAACGACUAUGAUCAAAGAGUAUUUUGGUCAAUUUGUGAUUGGCUCUUUGAUAAGACCAACGCGAUGAUUGAAGGAAUAAUUCCAAAAUCAUUUUGGACAAGUCAUAUUAUACAUCAUUCAGACACCGCCACUAUCAAAUCGUACAUGCUGAGCGGAUUGAAUGAAAAUGUGGAGAAAGUAUUCACAAAGAAACGAUUUCAGAAGAUGGCUUCCAAGAUUCACAUCAUGUUUGGAGUGGACGAUGAGAAACAAGAAGACGAGACGCUUGAAACUGGCACUGAAGAAACUGAAGUAGUAGAAAACGACGAAGUCGAAGUUACUGGUAGCCUAUUCGUUCAAUGUAUUCAGCAAGAGCUGAACUCGCAGCAGAGAAGUGCUCACCGCUCUGAUCAAUCAAAGCAACUCUAUCUGACUUCACUUCUCAGUCAAACUACUACUAUCGACACGGUUGAUGUUUCGCAAAUGGAACGCCCUUCUGCGUUGAUUGCAGCUCUUCGUCUUGAAUAUUCAGCUAAGCAAGAAAUUGGUCUCGAACAGGUUGUGUGUUGUGCGCAGUUGAGUAAACCAGCAGAAACUGAGGUAAAAUAUACGCAGUUCGUUGGGUGCGUAUUAUUGGGAUGCAGAUACGAUGAAGCAAAUGAUGAACUGCUGGAACUGCAGACUUCACGAAACGAGCAAGACGCACAAGCGUAUCAACAACUGAAAGCAAUUUGGAUUCGUGCUGAUCGCAAAUCAGUGAUUCCGGACGAAACGAUCCCGAUAACCGUCCAUGAUCGUCACAGUUUAGAGGCUAUUCUCGAAGUGAACGUUCAUUCAAAACUUCCCUUAGCGCAUUGGUUACUCAGAGGUGCUAGAAUCCUCACUUAUUCGCCUAGCUAA
This is a messenger RNA of Anisakis simplex (herring worm), 3870 nucleotides long. Lineage: Eukaryota; Metazoa; Nematoda; Chromadorea; Rhabditida; Anisakidae. The record is from the annotation of a GenBank genome assembly.